UCCUGCUCCCCUAGUCGAUCCUCUCCCUCUCCCUCUCCCUCGCGGAGUCGCCAUGGCCUUCGCCGCCCCAACGCAACUCCUCGGUCCCCAGAUCCACUCCUCUGCCGCUGCUCCGCGGAGGCGCAAAUAUAUGCCUAAUGACAGAACCAUCGUCCCUACAACUAUCAUCGUUCGGGCCUGCAAGAAAUCCCUUGCCGCUGGUCCAUGGACGCGCAAACAUAUUCCCUACGGCAGAACCAUCGGCCCUACAACUAUCAUCAUUCGGGUCUGCAAGAAAUCUAUCGCACCCUUCUCCGCCUCCGUUGUCUCCGUUGCCGCCGCGGCUGCUGGUGGGUUCAUCUUGAUCUCGUCGUUCCCUCCGUCUCCUCCCCCUAUCGACGGCGGCGGGGGCGGCGGGGGUUGGUUCCGCGGCGGCGGCGGUGAUGGGGGUGGUGGUUUCUGGUCCAACCUGUUCUCCCCGUUUGUGGCCCUUGCGAAGGAGGAAGGUGGCGGGGGCCAGGAGUGGGAUCCUCAUGGCCUGCCGGCCAACAUCGUUGUCCAGCUCAACAAACUGAGCGGACUCAAGCGGUACAAGAUCUCCGAGAUCCUCUUCUUCGACCGCCGUCGCUCGACCACCGUCGCCGGCACCAAUGACUCAUUCUUCGAGAUGGUCUCCCUGCGCAACGGUGGCGUCUACACCAAGGCCCAGCUCCAGAAGGAGGUCGAAAACCUAGCCUCUUCCGGCAUGUUCGAGAAGGUCGAUCUCGAGGGCAAGACCAAGCCCGACGGCACCAUGGCCAUCACGGUGUCGUUCACCGAGAGCACGUGGCAGUCCGCCGACGCAUUCCGCUGCAUCAACGUCGGCCUGCUGCCGCAGACGAAGCAGAUGGAGAUGGACGCCGACAUGACGGAGAGGGAGAAGUUGGAGUACUUUCGGAUCCAGGAGAGGGAAUACAAGAGGAGGAUCGAUCGGUCGAGGCCAUGUUUGCUGCCCGUGACGGUGCAGCGCGAGGUGCUGCAGAUGCUCCGCGAGCGGGGAAAGGUUAGCGCAAGGCUGCUGCAGAGGAUUCGGGACAGGGUGCAGAAAUGGUACCACGACGAGGGAUAUGCUUGCGCUCAGGUCGUCAAUUUUGGGAACCUGAACACUAGAGAGGUGGUGUGUGAGGUCGUGGAGGGCGAUAUCACUCAGCUCAACAUCCAAUUCCUUGAUAAACUUGGAAACUUAUGUGAAGGAAACACUCAGCUGGCAGUCAUUCGUCGGGAACUGCCGAGACAGCUUCGAUCAGGGCAUGUCUUUAACAUAGAAGCGGGAAAGCAAGCUUUGAGGAAUAUAAAUUCACUUUCCUUGUUCUCUAACAUAGAAGUAAACCCACGACCAGAUGAAAAGAAAGAAGGAGGAAUUAUAGUUGAAAUUAAACUCAGAGAAAUGGAUCAAAAGUCAGCUGAAGUUAGCAUAGAAUGGAGUCUUGUACCUGGACGUCAUGGACAACCAACUCUGGCAUCGAUCCAACCUGGUGGAACUAUUUCAUUUGAACAUCGCAACAUCAAAGGAUUGAACAGAUCAAUUGUUGGUUCAGUUACAUCAAGCAAUCUGCUCAAUCCUCAGGAUGAUCUGUCCUUUAAGCUUGACUAUGUGCACCCUUAUUUGGAUGGUGUGACCAACCCUCGCAAUCGUACCUUCCGUGUCAGCUGCUUUAACAGUCGAAAGUUGAGUCCUGUUUUCACCAGUGGCCCAGGUGCAGAUGAAGUUCCACCUGUGUGGAUUGAUAGGGCUGGUUUUAAAGCCAAUGUAACAGAGAACUACACCCGACAAAGCAAAUUCACUUAUGGGCUUGUGAUGGAGGAAAUCACACCUCGCGAUGAAACUAGCAGUAUAUGUACCCAUGGUGCUCGGGCACUGCCUAGUGGUGGUUUAAGCAUGGAUGGACCUCCAACAACCCUCAGUGGUAUUGGUGUUGACCGGAUGGCAUUUGCGCAGGCAAAUGUUACACGUGACAACACAAAGUUUCUAAAUGGUGCAAUUGUUGGUGAGAGAGAUGUCUUUCAGGUGGACCAAGGUCUUGGAAUCGGCAGCAACUUCCCCUUCUUUAACCGUCACCAGCUCACAUUAACCCGCUUCAUUCCAUUGAAACAAGUCGAAGAAGGCGUCGAUAAAUCAGCACCACCGGUCUUGGUUCUACACGGACACUAUGGCGGUUGUGUCGGAGACCUUGCAAGCUAUGAUGCUUUCACUCUUGGAGGGCCCUACUCUGUGAGAGGCUACAACAUGGGAGAGUUGGGUGCAUGCAGGAACAUUCUUGAGCUUGCUGCUGAGCUGCGGAUUCCGAUAAAGAAAACCCAUGUAUAUUUGUUUGCGGAGCAUGGAAACGACCUCGGCAGUUCGAAGGAUGUGAAGGGAAACCCAACGGAGUUCUUCCGCCGAGCUGGACACGGCUCUUCGUACGGUGCAGGUCUCAAGCUUGGGAUGGUGAGAGCAGAGUAUGCGGUGGAUCACAACACUGACACCGGUGCAGUAUUUUUAAGGUUUGGCGAGAGAUUUUGAAAGGAAUUCAUAUAGAGGAGAUGAACCGUUUCUCCGGCAUCAUCAUUUCCAAACUCGAAAGAUGAAAUAGCUGAUUCAUUUUGGGAUUUGCUUGCUGCAGCAGAAGAUUAAUUAGAUGUUGCAGCAGAAAUAGGACAGUUCCAGGAAAAGAUAACAGCAACUCACAUCAGAUGAUUCCCCCUUGCAAUAAUUGCCUAAGGCACCAUGGAAGCAUCUCAUCAUCUUUAUGUCUUACCUUUUCCUUUUUUUUCUCCACAUUUUUCUUCACUUUUUCAUGAGAAAUACAUAUAUAAACAAGCCAUCAUGCUAAAGAGAAAGCACCUCUAAUUUUUAACUGCAGCACUGAAGAUUAUUGAUUAUCAAAGACCAGCACACUUGUACAGCA
Molecule: messenger RNA, 2906 nt
Organism: Musa acuminata AAA Group (dessert banana)
Lineage: Eukaryota; Viridiplantae; Streptophyta; Magnoliopsida; Zingiberales; Musaceae
Product: protein TOC75-3, chloroplastic-like
Exons: 8
Coding region: 53-2521 (822 amino acids)
Biological process (GO): chloroplast organization; protein import into chloroplast stroma
Cellular component (GO): chloroplast outer membrane
Source: RefSeq, a predicted model, not a curated record